UGUGUGUGUGUGUGUGUGUGUGUGUGUGUGUGUGUGUAUGUGUGUGUGUGUGUGUGUGUGUGUGUGUGUGUGUGUGUGUGUGUGUGUGUGUGUGUGUGUGAGUGAGUGAGAGAAAGGAGUAGGAGGGGGGACUGAAAACCACCAUCCUCUAAAAACACUGUCCUGUUUGGACUUCAUUAGACAUCAUGUCACCUCAUGGGCAGUGAGAAGAAGGAUCUGAACAGCAGCCUCAGGUCUGUGUUGUGUCUGUCUGAUUAUAUCUAAAAUAUUUAUGUUAAGUAAUCUUUGACUUUGCUCAGUGUCUCAAAUUACACCUCUAAACUUAUAGUUCUGUCUAAAGGUUCAAAUUAAAGUUGCGGGGGAAAAGGAAAAUGUUUUGAAAUAUAUAUUUAUUUUAUUUCAGAUCUCUGGGGGGAUUUCACGAUGGAUUUCUGGUCAGACAAUCAGGGACAACCACAUGUUUACACCAGAUAUGGUACUGCUCCUGGGAUAAACUGUGUACACAACUGUCACGUCAGACAUGAAAGAGAGACCAGGAACUGGACUGUUGCAGGAUCAAAAACUGCUCCACACGGGUACACACACUGGAUGGAUCCCUCCAUUUCUUCCCCCCACCUCCCUAUUAUGUUGGACUCUUGGCGCCACCAGGUGGAGUAUCAGCAACACAAAGGCAGUGACAGGGAGUGGGCGUCUCAUAGAGCUGUGAGGGACUAUGAGAGAGGAUAUACGAAGGACGGGUGGCAGCGGAGGUGGGAGCCCAGCAACACACUUGGUUGUAACCAAGAAUUUCCUGCCAAGAGAAACGACAGCAGCUAUCGAGAGCUGGAGGCUUGGGCGGCGCGGUACAGUCACUCACUGCCAAGGAGGAGACGUUUAGAGGCUGAAUUAUUGGGAACCUCCCAGGGGCUGGUAGGGAGGGACCCCAGAUACAGGACAGGACCUCAAACACACCUGCAGCAUGUCCAAUUAGCUCCAUGCAGCAUGGUAUCUGAGCUGUGGGAGAGAGGACGCAGACAGCACGCUCCAUCAACAACUCCUGCCCCUGACAGAAAUUACAUGAAGGAAAACUCCAGCUACCAGAGGGGAAUAUUCAGCCAACCUCCAGAAUAUGUGGGUCCUCCUCCCUACAAUAAUCCUCUUAAAACCUCCCCUAUAAAAGACCACGAUGACACAAGUUUGGAACAGCUUGGUAAGAGACAAGUCUACUGGUCACAGCUGACACCCAGAAAGCAAGCUGGCGCUGCAGAUGUAGAAAAUAGGGAAUUCAGGAAGUCUGUAGAAAACAAAAGCUGCCACAAGCUGGUAGGCUUAAAACAGGAGGAGGCUGCUUCACAGGAAGCAAAUCUCACGAAAGCUCAGAAAUCUCAGAUGCUGACAGGAAGCAUGUCGGCUCUACAACAUCCAAGCAGAAAGCAGGAAACAAGCUCAAAGAUUAUCGAAGGAAGGAAGUUCAGACUAAACAAAAAAACAGGUGGGAUGACCAUUUUCUGCCUCGUGUCUCGAAUCGCCGGUGCCUCUGGAACAUCGUCUUUGCCGGUUUGCACCUCCCAAACAUCCAUUCAAAGUCCAGAAAGAAGAGAGGUUUCUUUUGAUCUAAAGGACAGAUCUGAGAUCAGCCAGCUUGCAGAUGAAGUGGACUUCAGAGCACCAAGCUGCAUAGGAAAGGAGAUGCUUGAGGACAAUCUAGGAGACAGAGAUGUUAUCUCCCUGGAAAACAUUGCUGAAAAUAAUGAUUCUACAAGCGUGGGACAAGCAGGACCAUCGGUGCAGCCUGUGUCCCUCAGAUAUCCUUUAUGGAGAGAGCCUGGUUCUACGAGUUCAGCUGUGAGUAACCAUAAGAUGGACAAAGACGUAAGCAAAGUGAACACUGAGGACAGGAAGGGUCUACUGGUUAUAGACACAAGCUGUGUUGUCGUUAAAGUGGAGCUGAUUCCUUCACCCAAGAAAGUGCCUGUUCAAAAUUUGUUCUCUUCUACAAAUGAUCAAACUUUUAUUUCCUCUGACUUAAACCAGCAGCUGGAGGACGACCCGCCAAGUCAGCAAAACAAAGACGCUUUAAAAACGAGUGAAGCUCUGGAAACUGAUCUGGAUUCGGAGAAAGAGAAGAAGGUAGAAAGUGACGUCCCUUUGCCCAGCGUCCAGCCACCUCUGCUUUCUGAACCAGACACUUUGGAGGAGCGAGCUGAAAGAAUCCUUGGGAUCUGUCUAACCGACGGUGUGGUGGAGCAGCAGCCUGAAGGAGAAGAACCGAACUUUGACUUGAAGGAUGAGGAAGCGGAGCUGUCUCCGGAGGACGCAGAGACACAAAACCCUGCUGAGGUUCUACAACCUGAGGAAACUGACUGUUUGGAAAACAGUAAGGACUUCAGACCUCUGGUAGCAGAAGAUGAAAACAAGGGAGUGGCAGAUUUGUCGCAAGACACUGCUGACCAACAUCUUAAAACUUCCAUUGAAGAAGCUGAUGAAACACAGCUUGAAUCCACAAGUAAAACAGAUCAGAAACAAGACAAAACUCUCCUUGUUGAGGAUGAAUCUCCUAAAUCUCCUGACUUCUCCCACUCUUUGUUUCCUCCUCUCCAUCCUUCAUUUUCUUCAGCAUUAACAGAGUCAAACACACGGGUACAGCUCGAUCCUGACCUGGUGACAUCCUCAGCCCUCACUAGCACCUCACCCUUCUCUUUGCUGCAGCUUCCCUCUCCUCCCUCUGAAUCAGCGGACUCUUCCUUUGACUUCACUUCUCACACAGACCAGCUACCAAGUCCUACUCCUCUUGAAGCAACAAUUCCAGCUACUGAUGAAGAAUCUGGAGCUGAACACGAGCAUGAAAAGAGUGAAAGCAAAAUCAACAGGGACUCCCUUACCUCAGACAUGAAGGAGGAAGUGAUGUCACAGCAGAAAGAUACAGGUGAUGCAGCUAAAGAACCGCAGAAGCACCCAGAUGUCAAAACGUUGCCUCAACAGCUUGGAUGUGGUGAGGCUGAAGAUGAAAAGUCUUCUAAAGAAAGCAACGAGGGCAUCACUGAUAUCAUACAGACACCUGAAGCAGAAGAAGAGAGGGAAGAAAAUCCAAGUGAUGGUCAAGACGUCAUCCUUCUCCAACAGCAAUGGGAGUUUAACCAACAUGAGGAUGUUUUACGCCUAGAAGAAAGCGAUGCCAUUCAAAGUUGUGAUCUUAUUACAGGCCUUAGUCAAGACACAAACGCGCAUAUUCAGAUAAAUACUGAAAUCUUGCUAACACACGUCUCCAUUCCCUCUCAUUCAUCAGCUUUAGAGGAGGAGUCACUCUUAGGUGAGCUCCCACUUCCCAGCAUCCCAACUCUUCCUUCUGCAUCUCCUGAGUCCAAGAAAGACCGUGGUCCUCUUUUGGAAAUGGUCUCGGUCUGUAAUUCACCACUGAUUGUUGACAUUCCUGCUGCACAUACUGCAGAAAUCACUACUCCUGUUUUUGAUCUGGACCCUUGUGACGAGUCCACCCAGUUCCCAUGUUCUGCCUCCUCUUCACCCCCCGUUUCACCUCCGACUACCACUUCACACGAUGAAAACCUUUCUCCACACUUUUCUCCAUCUGCUGCACACAAAGAAAAAGCUCAGUAUCCAAAGACUCUUCGGGACGUGGUGAAUCACAUCAGGAAGCAUACGGCGCCCAACUCCGAGAGCGAAGACGAGGAGGUGAGCGAGCUGUGGGACCCGGAAGUUGUUUGCGAAGAUGUGAGUUAUUUAGAUGUGGUGGUGGAUAAAAAACUUGAGAACAUGGAUGAAGUAGGAGAGCCAGAUGUUUUAAAGAAACGUGCUGAGAUAGGACACAUGGAGGAGGACGGGAAGGAGCCACACGAUGAUGAAGACACUCAGUCCUGCGGCGGUCCCAGCCGCCACGUCUCUGAUGACAGAGUUCUCAUAGUGGAUGAGAAAACUAGACUUCAUGCCAACAUAGAGAGGAGUAAUGAGGAGUUUGACUCAGCUCAAGGAGACAUUUGCUGCUCUAGUGAUGCACAAGAGGAAACCUCAUCUGGAAGUGAAGAGGAGGCGGAGCCAAAUAAAUCUGGUGACAGUGAGGAGCAUCCAGCGGAGGAGGAGAAUGUGACAAACCAGACAGAUUCUAAUGAGGUCAAAGGUUAAGAUUACACAACUUUAAUCUGAUCCUAUGUCAAAUCUGUGUUGAAUUUAAUAACACUUGAAAAUAUUUUACUAACAACCUUUAUUACAUAUUUGAAACUAGUGUCAAGUACUUGUACUUCAUCUCUAGUAUCGGUGUCGUUUUAAAAGCUUUUAUUUUCAUUUGCUGAAGGGUGAAAACAAGGACUAGUGAGGUUAUAUCUGCAGCUUUAGAGACGUGUUGUAGAAAUAGAUCAACAGGUUGUUUUGUUGUGUGCUGAUUAAGUUUAGUACAAAUAAAGAAAAGCUUGACAGAUU
This is a messenger RNA of Nothobranchius furzeri (turquoise killifish), 4410 nucleotides long. RefSeq lists its product as uncharacterized. The record is from RefSeq and is a predicted model, not a curated record. Lineage: Eukaryota; Metazoa; Chordata; Actinopteri; Cyprinodontiformes; Nothobranchiidae.